AUGACUCCCAUACAACGGAUCAUCACCCUCUUGACCUUUGUCACGUUGUCACUGCUCUACCCCUUCAGAUCACUCCGAGUUCUCGGGCAGUUCGCGCAGCAGUACCAAGUCCUCAGGGUCACCACUGGCCCCAAUGCUGGAGAUUGGGAAAAUCGGCUCUGGUGGCUGGGAACUAUACAGAGGAACACGUCUACAUCAGACCUCGCCCAGGCACGCAAGCUGGUAAACGAUGCCCUUGCCAAGUCGGCCAAGCUCAACAAGGCGCGCCUGGACAACCCUUUCCAAAACAAAUACAGACUGAGACUUGGGACUUUGGAAGAAGAAGCGAAUGUCAAGCGGAGCGACGAGGAGCUGGGAAAGGAUGACGAAAAUUGGAAUGCUUCUCGUCUCCUUACCAUCACUGACGACAUGGUCGAUGCAGCUGUGCUCGUUUCUGAGGCUGAUGCUGUCGAGUUUGCCCGUGGUCUUACUGAAAGGGCCGUUGUCUGCUGUGGUAACUCGUUCUGGAUGGAGAAGUUCAAGAGGAAGGGUACAGUCCUGUGGGCUGAUGACAUAGACUACAAGGUAUUUCGCAACGUUCGCGACUUUGGCGCAGUUGGUAUUGGACUUACAGACGAUACAAAGGCUAUCAAGCACGCCUUGCUUGAUGGUCGACGAUGUGGUGAGAAGUCUCAUGGGUCAACAACCAAAAACGCCAUCAUCUACUUUCCACCCGGGAUAUAUCGAGUUUCAAGCACGAUCCCGUUGCCAUUUGGCACGCAGGUGAUUAGCGACGCAAACAAACGACCAACCAUCCUCGCAUCACAGAGCUUUAUUGGUCUCGGUAGCGGCGGCGUCAUCUCCGACGUCUUCUUCCGGGAUGGCGCCUUUGGUCUCUAUGGAGGCACACAGCAGUUCACCGCCCAACGCCUCAAGCUUGAUGUCCAUCAAUAUGAGCAAUGUGGAUGUUGGCUUUCGGCUCCUGAGAGAGGGCGUGAAGAAGAGGGCCACGUCGGGUCUGCUUCUUUCGUCGAUUCAAGCUUUAGCAACGUGAGCACUGCUAUUCUCGUUGUUCCGCCCAGGCGAGAGGCUGGAUCAGCUAGCACGGGUAUUGUCCUGGACAACGUCGUGUUUGAAGAGGCCGAGAGGGCCGUGGCGGGCAUCAACGGGGCCACCCUUCUCGAAGCCUCACCGAAGGUGGAGUACUGGGUCCUUGGCCCUGUCUAUUCGCCAGCUAAGGAGUUUUCAUGGGGCAGCAACACCACAAGCAGGCCUCACAGGCGUCAGGCCGGCCUGCUCGACUCGGACGGCGCAUUCUUUGAACGUGCCAAGCCUCAGUAUGGUGAACGAAUGCUCAGCGAGUUUGUGCACCUCAACGAUUUUGGAGCUAAAGGUGACGGCAGAACUCACGAUACCGAGGCUUUCCAGCAGGCAUUGUGGUAUAGUCAGGGCAAAGUUCUCUUUGUUGACGCGGGUUCCUACAUCUUUACAAAGACCGUCGUUGGUCCGCUGGGAACCAAACUAGUUGGUGAAGCUUGGUCUCAGCUCGUUGCUUCAGGCUCCUACUUCCAAAACGCCAAUUUUAUACACUGCCACGUUCGACUUGGAGGUGCUGUUGGAACCAACCUGACGGCUGAUGAUUGCCAUGUGGGUGGGCAUGACACGAAUCCGAAGUGCAAAGUCGCCAGCUUGAUGAUGCACAUCACACGCAAGGCUUCAGGCUACUUUGAGAACAUGUGGCUCUGGGCGGCGGAUCAUAUGAUUAAUGACGAGAAGCUCGAUGACGCCAACAACACAAUGAUACAAACCUCAAUAUAUGCCGCUCGAGGGCUACUGGUUGAAAGCACUGAGCCAAUAUGGUUCUACGGGACCUCAUCUGAACAUUCAGUAUUCGAUCAGUACAACUUCAACGGGGCUCACAACAUCUUUGCAGCCAUGAUACAGAGCGAGUCGCCCUAUUUCCAGCCAAAACUACAAGCCCCCUCGCCAUUCAAUGACGCUGUCGGGGCUCUGCCAAGCGACCCUGACUACAACAAGACGGCUGGCGUUGCCCAAGAGUCUUGGGUUUUGGUCAUGAGAAAGUCUGCCGACGUGCCGAUUGCGGGCGCUGGACUCUACUCAUGGUCAUCCUCAUUCGACGAAGAUUGUGCAGGCCUGUCAAAAGGGGCUUGUUCUGCUCUAAACAACUUUGCAAAUGUCAAGAUCCAGAGCCUCGUCACCGUUGGCACUGGAAACAUGGUGGUUCAAGAAGGUUUCACCGUGCCAGACCUCGAUAACCUGCACGUGCAAACUCAUCCUCGCUGGUCUUAUAUCGCCAACUUUGACGUCGGCGGAAACACCAGAGAGGCGCAUCGCAUCUUGAACAUCAACUCAAGCAUCUGGGACAUGGACGAGCCGGAGGAGCCUGUCCUUGUCCUCAAUCUUGGGAAACCCCGCAAUAACUCGCUCACGUGCAAGGACGAUGGCCGCAAGACGACGCAUUCAAUCCUGGAUGAGGCAAUCAAGUCUUUCUGCAAGUCUCUGAAGGAUGAGGACAUGGUGGAGGGUUACCAUAAAGAUCAAAAGACAGAGCCAAACAUCCAGCCUGGGGAUACACGGCACAAGAUUGUCAUAUCACUCGACGUUCACAGCGGUUGCAGAUUCGACUACGACGAGGGUCUCUGUAUGAAGUAUCUUCUCGGGCCAGUGGACGCUUGCAACUGUGGUGGGAAGAACAGGAAGCAAGGCGGGACCUUGUACAAUGAAUGCUAUACUUGGCUCAUUCUCGCUUCACUAGGUCUAUGA
Molecule: messenger RNA, 2763 nt
Organism: Fusarium falciforme
Lineage: Eukaryota; Fungi; Ascomycota; Sordariomycetes; Hypocreales; Nectriaceae
Product: Pectin lyase fold virulence factor
Exons: 10
Coding region: 1-2763 (920 amino acids)
Molecular function (GO): polygalacturonase activity
Source: RefSeq, a predicted model, not a curated record